AUGGCCAGCCCCACCACGCCCCCACCCGCUCCUCGACUUGACGAGCCAACUGACGUGGGUGCUUUCCACCCUCACGGGUGGCUCGACCCGGAUAUGUACCCGCAUGUCAUGGACACUAUUCUCGACCACACCGCCCCGUUAGACAUCUGCUCGCUUCGCAACACGACCAAGCACUUGCGCGAGUCCAUCGAUCCCUACUUGGCCCGCCACGUCGUCAUCACCGCCUCACCCGAUGACGAUAUUCCAUAUGAGAUCCACACCCGACUCGGGUUCAUCCACCUGCCGUCCCCCUUCGAGUCCGCUCCGGACUAUGACAAGGAGCGUGUUGUGGACAUGUACAAGCGGACGACGGUCCUCGAUGUCGUCCACGACGUGGACUUUACGAAAUCGAACCUUUGGUGGCUUCCGGACCCCAAGGUUGUGACGGUCCGUUACCACAAGGACAAAUGGUUCCCGUGGCAGGGUGUAGAGGAGCAGGGAGAGUUUAGAGAAUGGUCCAGCCUGCCCUUCACUGCCCAAAACGUUGUUUGUUUUUCCGCCGUUGAUUCCCGCCUGGCUUCCUUUACCUCCUUUCCCACCACGCCGUGCAGUGAACGAACGGUGCUCACCGUGGAGUUUCUCCAGUCUAUGUCGAUGUCCUCUGUGCUUUUGUUCCAACCAUAUUUUGUCAACGAUGUGGCUGAGGUUGUGGUCCAUUUUAUGGCCUACAAGAACCGCAUGAAUAAAGACGAUGUCUACGAUGGGACCAUCAGCGAGGACGACCUUGCCGAUUUGGACCCGGAGCGUGGCAAGGUACUGGGACUUCUGCAGGACAUCAUCAUGCUCAAGUCCGGCGGCAGGGAUCAUCGAGCCCAUGUCACCAAACCAAUGUCCACCUGGGAUCCUGUCAUCGAGGCGAAGACCAAGUUCACCAUUGUAGGCGUCGAUGAGCUCCACCCCAGGUGGCUGGGCCUUCCGGACCGCCUUCCUCUAGAGGAUCUUGUUAAGCGCAUCCGCACUGUCCUCAAAACCGGCUUCGCCCAAGAAAAGUCACCCAUGGCUGAUGUCGACCUGGUCUGGCCGUCCAUGUCCUUCCCCACGAAGGACGAGUAUCGCCGCAGGGUUGGGGCGAGGCAGUUCCAGAUGGAGACGGAGCGGUAA
This is a messenger RNA of Apiotrichum porosum, 1140 nucleotides long. RefSeq lists its product as uncharacterized. NCBI's taxonomy places the organism in Eukaryota, Fungi, Basidiomycota, Tremellomycetes, Trichosporonales, Trichosporonaceae. The record is from RefSeq and is a predicted model, not a curated record. The coding region runs from base 1 to 1140 and encodes 379 amino acids. The transcript has a single exon.